Arctia plantaginis is the source of this 237-nucleotide messenger RNA. Lineage: Eukaryota; Metazoa; Arthropoda; Insecta; Lepidoptera; Erebidae. The record is from the annotation of a GenBank genome assembly.
AUGUGCGCCGGUGAACUUCCAGGAGAAAAUGUAUGUGCGGUUGUACAGCCGUACUGUGUGACUAGACGCUCACGUAAACCCAAUUAUUCUGAUCGCUUCAUGGCUGAGGGGAUAGACCUCUCAGGACUACGUUCUUCAGCUUUUCAAAUAUCAGGCGAGGAGAUGCGUCCCCUCCGAGCUGUACUAAUCGAGCAUGAAGCGUCAAUGUCCGACGGAAAGCCAGAUAGCAAUCCGUAA